Molecule: messenger RNA, 1077 nt
Organism: Astrephomene gubernaculifera
Lineage: Eukaryota; Viridiplantae; Chlorophyta; Chlorophyceae; Chlamydomonadales; Astrephomenaceae
Source: the annotation of a GenBank genome assembly
ACUUGCUCGACGAGCACUUGGUAAACAGCUUCUGCGUAUUUGUUGUUCUGCUCAAAAUGGUCAAGGCAGUCAAGCCCAUCGAUAUUACAGCGACGCUAAGAUGCAAAGUAGCAGUAGUUGGAGAGGCGACCGUUGGGAAGACCUCGCUCAUUUCCAUGUUCACGAGCAAAGGGAGCAAGUUUCCUAAGGCGUACACGAUGACCAGCGGAGUGGACGUCACCGUCGCGCCAGUAAACAUCCCGGACACCACUACCCUGGUAGAGCUCUACCUGCUCGAUACCGCGGGGAACGAGCUAUACAAGGAUCAGAUAUCACAGUACUGGAACGGCGUGUACUACGCCAUCCUUGUCUUCGACGUGUCUUCCAUGGAGUCCUUCGAGGCAUGCAAGGCUUGGCUCGAGCUCUUGAAGUCUGCACGACCUGACCGCGAACGGCCGCUGCGUGCCGUCAUGGUGGCCAACAAGGUGGACCUGCCGCCGCAGCGGCAACAAGUCCGGAUCGACAUGGCGCAGGAGUGGGCCACGGCCAACGGGCUAGACUUCUUCGACGUCUCGUCGGCGCCGCCCGGCAAGGACAUUGAGGCACCAUUCGUGUCCAUCGCAACGACCUUUUACCGGAACUACGAGGAAAAGGUGACGGCCUUCCAGGAUGCCUGCCGCAACUACUAGAUUGGCGGAGCCUGCUAGCAUGGUUGGCCGGGUUACGCCAGCGAGCGCGCUGGGCACAGAAGCAGUGACCGGCUUGUGGGGGGAGACAAUUAAUAGGGAGUUUGUUACAUGGGGAAAGGGGACCGCAGGUUUGCCAUGGGGCGUUUGCAUGCGUACCCAAAUACACGUUGGAUGCAUAUAAAUAGGCCAUGUAUGGCCGUCGUACAUACCGGUAGGGUUAGGGACUUCGGGUACACACUGCGAACUCAUAGGAGACGACACGUAUGGGUUGAACCAGGCCCGUUUACAAAAAGAUCACCGCUAGUGUGACGAAUGCAGGUAUGUGUCAAGGCGUAUAAUAUAUAUGCGCUAUGGCGUUUCGUGCUCUUGGGCACGGGUGUUGCCUUGGCAACUUUCCAAACAGACUAUG